Messenger RNA from Pyricularia pennisetigena, 1506 nucleotides. RefSeq lists its product as uncharacterized. The record is from RefSeq and is a predicted model, not a curated record. NCBI's taxonomy places the organism in Eukaryota, Fungi, Ascomycota, Sordariomycetes, Magnaporthales, Pyriculariaceae. Bases 1 to 1506 code for a protein of 501 amino acids. The transcript has 4 exons. Gene Ontology annotation, molecular function: monooxygenase activity; iron ion binding; oxidoreductase activity, acting on paired donors, with incorporation or reduction of molecular oxygen.
AUGGUUUUUGCACUCGAGAGCCUCAGCCGCGCCCAGGUCCUUGGACUAGCGGCAGCCCUCUGUCUGCUUGGCUACAUUGUUGCAACUGAGCUCAGGUAUCGCCACCUCUGGGGCUUCCCCGGCCCCAUCCUCGCGAGAUACACAAAUGCCUAUCGUGCAUAUCUGGCCUGGAAAUACGCCAAACGCCCCGGCGGCAUCGCCUACCACGAGUACCUUCACAACAAGUACGGCACCACGGUGCGCGUGGGGCCCAACAUAGUCUACACUGACGACCCCGGUGCCAUUCCGCUGGUGUUGGGAUUCAAAGACCGACUGAUGAAGACGGAUCACGUCAAUGCGCUGCAGGUGCCCGGUCAGCCAGCAAACAUCGGGGGCAUUCGGGACGAAAAAGAACACAACCGAAAUCGAAGCGCAAUCGAGGUCGUCUACUCGCUGUCCAGCCUGAAGGGAUAUGAGCCGCUGGUGGACGAGACGAUCGUAGAGUUGACGAGGGUGUUUGAAGCCAAGGCCCGGGCAGGAGAGGUCGUAAACAUUUCUGAAUGGUGCCAUUACUAUGCCUACGACUCCAUCACAAAUGUCACCUACGGAGAGCCGAGCGGGUUCAUCCGCAACGGAAAGGACAUGUUCGACCUGAUUUCCAGCCAGCUUAAACACAUAGCCUAUGUCCGGGUGGCAACCCAGUGGCCUUUUCUGGAUUAUGUCUUACGCACCAACCCCAUCGCAUUGGCCCUGAACAAGCAGAAAAAGAGCAGAGCGAGCGCGUUUUUCCAAUACUCGGCCGAGCGAGUCAACGCCGAGAUGGCCAACGAGAAAAGAGCGGCCGUGACCCGGAACACAAUGCUGCAUCACCUCCUAGACGCCAAGGCCAAGCACCCAGACGUCCUGGACGACGUCAAGGUGCAGAUGUUCUGUACCGUCAACCUCCUGGCCGGGACCCUCAGCCCGUCGUUCGCCGUCGACUUCAUCAUGAGAUGGCUGGCGCAGCACCCAGAGAACCAGGAGCGCCUCUACCGCGAGAUCAAGGAGCACUCGACCGCCUACCCGGUGCCCCUGGAUGACACCUUCAAGAUGCCGUACCUGCAAGGUCUCGUGCGCGAGGGGUAUCGGCUCAGCUACGCCAGCGACAUCGGCAUGGAGAGGGUGGCCGGACCAAAGGGCAUCCCGCUGCGCGACGGGCGGAUGCUCUCGCCUGGCUACGGCAUCGGCCUGAGCCACCCAGCCAUCCAAAAAGACGAGACCGUCUUUGGCGACCAGCCGCAGAUCUGCCGACCGGAUCGUUGGAUGCAAGGCCCCGGCGAGUCUCUGGCCGAUUUCAAGGCACGCAAGGGAUACAUGGACAGGACGGACUUGACCUUUAGCAAGGGCAGUCGAAACUGCAUUGGCAAGGGCUACACGCAGAUGGAGGUGGCCAAGGUGGUGGCCUCUGUCGCGGUCAAGUUUCAGCUCCACCUUGUCGGCGAAGCACACAUUCGCAAUGUGCGUGUUCGUCUCGUCAUGCGAGAAUAG